This is a messenger RNA of Rattus rattus (black rat), 2581 nucleotides long. It is a transcript of the gene Gp1ba, whose product is annotated as glycoprotein Ib platelet subunit alpha. The transcript has a single exon. NCBI's taxonomy places the organism in Eukaryota, Metazoa, Chordata, Mammalia, Rodentia, Muridae. Gene Ontology annotation, molecular function: protein binding. The coding region runs from base 1 to 2154 and encodes 717 amino acids. The record is from RefSeq and is a predicted model, not a curated record.
AUGGCUCUCCUCAUCUUGCUGUUCCUGCUGCCAAGUCCCUUACAUUCCCAGCCCACUUGUGAUGUCUCCAAAGUGACCAGCCUGCUGGAAGUAAACUGUGAGGACAAGAAGCUGAAAAAAUUGCCUACAGACCUGCCAGCCGACACAGGCAUCCUCCGCCUGAGCAAGAACCAACUGGGCACCUUCUCCACAUCAUACCUGGUGCAUUUCACUCACCUUACUCACCUGUACCUGAGUAGAUGUGAGCUGACCAGCCUGCAGGCCCAUGAGAAACUGUUAAAGCUGGAAACCCUGGACUUAUCCCACAAUCACCUGCGAAGUCUGCCCUCCCUAGGACGGGCACUGCCUGCACUCACUACUCUAGACGUCUCCUUCAACAAGCUGGGCUCACUGUCUCCUGGUGCCCUGGAAGGCCUGGGCCAACUUGAGGAACUCUACUUGCAGAACAAUGAUCUUAAGAGUCUGCCCCCUGGGCUCUUAAUGCCCACAACUAAGCUGUCGAAACUCAGUCUGGCCAACAACAAACUUCGUGAGCUGCCCCCUGGGCUCCUAGAUGGGCUAGAGGUUCUUGACACCCUCUACCUUCAAGGGAACUGGCUCAGCACAAUACCAAAGGGUUUCUUUGGGUCCCUCCUCUUGCCUUUUGUUUUUCUCCAUGCCAACACCUGGUACUGUGAUUGUGAAAUCCUCUACUUCCGUAACUGGCUCCAGGAAGACCCCAACCGUGUCUACUUAUGGAAGGAGGGUGUAGAUGUCAAGGCCAUGACUGCUAAUGUGGCCAGUGUACGAUGUGCCAAUUUGGGCAAUGCGCCUGUCUACUCCUACCCAGGGAAGGGCUGCCCUACCAAUGAGGGUGACACAGACUAUGAUGACUAUGCUGAUACCCCUACCUCAAGGACUGAGGUGAAGUUCUCUACUAACACUAAAGCUCAUACUACCCACUGGGGCCUAUUCUACUCAGAGUCUUCCACUUCUCCAGACAGACAAAUGACUUCUUUGCCUCCCAUCCACGAACCCACUAAGAAACAAUCUACAUUUGCCCACACAGAGAUCCCAGGUUUCGCCACACUCCCAGAUACCAUGGAAUCCAACACAGCCUUCUACAGUCUAAACAAUACUGUACCCACCGCCACCCCAGAGCCCACCUCCACCCAGGCUACCCCAGAGCCCAGCAGCACCCCAAUCCUUACCACUCCCGUGUCUACCCCAGAGCCCAGCAGCAUCCCAAUGCUUACCACUCCUGUGCCUACCCCAGAGCCCAGCAGCAUCCCAAUGCUUACCACUCCUGUGCCUACCCCAGAGCCCAGCAGCAUCCCAAUGCUUACCACUCCUGUGUCUACCCCAGAGCCCAGCAGCAUCCCAAUGCUUACCACUCCUGUGUCUACCCCAGAGCCCAGCAGCAUCCCAAUGCUUACCACUCCUGUGUCUACCCCAGAGCCCAGCAGUACCCCAAUGCUUACCACUCCUGUGUCUACCCCAGAGCCCAGCAGUACCCCAAUGCUUACCACUCCCACCCUGACUACCCCAGAGUCCAGCAGCACCCCAAGUAUUCUAGUGUCUACUAUCCCCCCAGUGCUCACUACCACCCUGGCCCCUCCAGAGUCUAUCCCAAAGACCGUUUUAGAACAACUUUAUACCCCAGAGCCCACUUUACCCCGUACCUUAGAAUCCUCAAUAAUAAUCCCAGAGCAGAAUAGUCUAAAUUCCCAAGCGGUGCCUCAAGCAAGUUCUGAUACUCCUAAAAGCAAUCCUUUUCUCAACUCUGACUUCUGUUGCCUCCUCCCCCUGGGCUUCUAUAUUCUGGGUCUCCUCUGGCUCUUAUUUGCCUCUGUGGUCCUCAUCGUGUUGCUGACCUGGAUCUGGCAUGUGACACCGCACAAUCUGGACAUGGACCAAUCUGCUGCAUUGGCCACAAGCACACACACCACAAGCCUGGAAAUGCAGAGAGCAAGGCAAGUAACUAUGCCCUGGGCCUGGCUGCUCUCCCUUCAAGGAUCACUCCCUACUUUCCGGUCUAGCCUUUUCCUGUGGGUAAGGCCUAAUGGGCAUGUGGGGCCUCUGGUAGCAGGACGGAGACCCUCAGCUCUGAGUCAGGGUCAUGGUCAGGACCUAUUGGGCAGAGUGGGUAUUAGGUACUCAGGCCACAGUCUGUGACCGUGAAUGCUAAGACUUUACUGGACUCUCCUAGGACCUAGCUAGGACAGGAGGUUGAGAGCAUUACAGGACCUCCUAUUUACUUCUCCUUUAUCUGAAGCCCCUUCUUUACAUCUAGGCACCCAAAUCCAAACCUACAAAUCAAGAGGUAGUGAGGUGAUGUAUCCCCGUGGUCACAGGACCAAUCUCCCUCCGUUGCUUAGAGUAUUGCCAGGCUACAUGGUCACUACCACUUUGUGGGGGGAAAAAAAAGAGCUGGAAAAAGCAGAUAGGAAUAGUGUGGCUCCUAAAUGUUCACCCUUGGAAGAAAAUGUGGAAAGUCAUUCAUCAGGAUGGGAGCACUACCCCUAAGUAUCAUGAGUACUUUUCCCUUGGUUAACACUCUGGUUUUCUACCAGUGUUAUCAUUUGUAUAAUAAAACUAUUUU